Funneliformis geosporum is the source of this 402-nucleotide messenger RNA. NCBI's taxonomy places the organism in Eukaryota, Fungi, Glomeromycota, Glomeromycetes, Glomerales, Glomeraceae. The record is from the annotation of a GenBank genome assembly.
AUGUCUAACGUACAUAAAUAUUUUGAUCGUGCCUCUGAAGAAUGGGAAAUUCGAGACUUUCUAGAGAAUUGUGAUAUGGAACCGUUUAAACAAAAAAUCGACUGUUACACUAAAAGUCUCGAAGAAAUUGCUAAUAAUGAGGGAGGCAGUAGGGAAAAAAGGGCGCAACUACUGCUCAAUAGAUACAAGAAGAAGGCGAGUAUAAGCGACUUUCUAGGUCGUUCUGUCCUGUUCUGCGUUCAAGUUUCUAGCUUACCUAACACUGGCUCUGCUGGGGCAUGGGUAAUGGAAACGACCGUCAAAUUGCAAAAAGUUGGAACAAUGAAAGAUCUCACAGCAAGGUAUAUCUUCAUCAACCAACAAUUACCUGUGAGAAUAUCAGCGGGUUUAACGGGCUUAUAA